AUGGAGGAUAUACAUGAGAGCGAGUCAUAUUGUUUCAGAGAUUGGAUGAUCCAAAAAAUCGAAUCAAUGGUCGAAAAAUUAUUAUCAAAUAUAUCAAAUGGAACUCCACCCAUACUUCAAACUGUGUCAAAUGUGAAAAGGAGAGAAUGCCAUACCGAAUAUGAUAUACAGAGUGGCACACUUCGAAGAAAAAAUAAUAAUUUUAAAGAUGUUUCGUUCUUAAAAAAUCCGAGAGGAUUCGCUAUUAUUAUCCGAAUACUUGAUAUAUGCCAUGAACUUCUUAUCCAAGAUGUGACGGCCACUAAAAGAGACAUAUAUUACAAAGAUGUUCGAUUAUUCGGCAACCAACACACGGUCGAUGCGGCAAUAGAUGAACUGGCUUGUCUUUUUCGUGUUCCACGGGCUUGUUUGAAUGUGACAGCUUCAGCUAAAGGUUUGGUUGCUGGUGCCCUUAAAAUUAUUCAAAAAGACAAGACGAUACUAGAUUGCUUAUCGAUCAAUAAUCAAACACGCGUAGAAACAAAUGCCGAAUUUGUUCUUAUUGUUGAAAAAGAAGCUACGUUUCAAUAUUUACUAUCUAGUAGAAUAUUUGAAAAAUUGGGUCCUUGCAUUAUCAUCACUGGUAAAGGAUAUCCGGAUGUUGCUACUCGCCAACUAGUUAAAAUACUCGGAGAUUUGCGCCGCAACAAUGAUCAAAUAAAUUCAUUCAAAACUAUUCCAAUCCUUGGAUUUUUCGAUAAUGAUCCGUAUG
This is a messenger RNA of Racocetra persica, 751 nucleotides long. Lineage: Eukaryota; Fungi; Glomeromycota; Glomeromycetes; Diversisporales; Gigasporaceae. The record is from the annotation of a GenBank genome assembly.